Aphanomyces invadans is the source of this 1059-nucleotide messenger RNA. RefSeq names its product spermidine synthase. Gene Ontology annotation, biological process: spermidine biosynthetic process. Lineage: Eukaryota; Oomycota; Saprolegniomycetes; Saprolegniales; Verrucalvaceae. The transcript has a single exon. Gene Ontology annotation, cellular component: cytosol. The record is from RefSeq and is a predicted model, not a curated record. Gene Ontology annotation, molecular function: spermidine synthase activity. Bases 19 to 996 code for a protein of 325 amino acids.
ACCGCAGCCAGCCACUGAAUGAGGCGAGCCAUGCGCCUCGGUGGCCGCUUCAAGUCGCCCACCGCCUUCCAUUUUCCAACUCCCCUCGCGCAGCGCACGACCAGGAUGACCUCCACCAAGCCCACGACGUGGUUCAGUGAGACCGAAGCCAUGUGGCCCGGCCAGAAGUUCUGCCUCGCGCAGGAAGAAGUGCUGUACCACGGCAAGUCGGACUUUCAAGACGUGCUCGUGUUCAAGUCGCAAACGUACGGGAACGUGCUCGUGCUGGACGGCGUGAUCCAGUGCACGGAGCGCGACGAGUUCUCGUACCAAGAAAUGAUCUCGCACUUGCCGCUGUACUCGCAUGCGAACCCCAAGUCGGUGCUCAUUGUCGGCGGUGGCGACGGAGGUGUCGCUCGCGAAGUCGCCAAGCACACGGGCGUGGAAAAGAUUGUCAUGUGCGAAAUCGACCCCAAGGUCACGGAAGUGUCCCGCGUGUACCUCCCCAAGAUGGCGUCUGCAUUGAACGACCCCCGCUUGACGUUGCUCUUCCAAGACGCUGCCGAGUACUUGCGGUCGGGCGAGUGCGGCAAAUUUGACGUGAUCAUUGUCGACUCGUCCGAUCCGGUCGGCCCCGCCGAAGUCUUGUUCCGCUCGGAAUUCUACGAAAACCUCAAGAACGCGUUGAACCCGAACGGCAUCGUGUGCACGCAAGGCGAAUGCUUGUGGCUCCACUUGGACCUGAUUGCCGACGUGCUGGGCCGUGUCGGUCAAUUCUUCCCGACCGUCCAAUACGCAUACACGACGAUUCCGUCGUACCCGUCGGGACAAAUUGGAUUCGUGCUGUGCUCGUUGGACGAGUCGGUCGACACAUUGAACAAACCGAAGCGCCUUGUCGACGCCAAGACCGCCGAAGGACUGUCGUACUACAGCUCCAAGCUUCACGAAGCCGCCUUCGUCUUGCCUGCUUUUGCCGAGAAGAAGGUCGCGCCCGUGCGCAAGUCCAUCCGCUCGUAAUCGACUGUCGUGUGUUUAAUAUACCAUAUCCUCGCGAUCGAGUUGGUUUCGAGUUGGCAUCGG